Molecule: messenger RNA, 2188 nt
Organism: Brassica oleracea var. oleracea
Lineage: Eukaryota; Viridiplantae; Streptophyta; Magnoliopsida; Brassicales; Brassicaceae
Product: probable serine/threonine-protein kinase At1g09600
Exons: 7
Coding region: 172-2016 (614 amino acids)
Biological process (GO): protein phosphorylation; positive regulation of transcription elongation by RNA polymerase II
Cellular component (GO): nucleus; cyclin-dependent protein kinase holoenzyme complex
Molecular function (GO): cyclin-dependent protein serine/threonine kinase activity; ATP binding; RNA polymerase II CTD heptapeptide repeat kinase activity
Source: RefSeq, a predicted model, not a curated record
GAUCAAACGAACCCUCCUGACACAUAACCUUUGAGAGACUCAAUUACCUCUUGAUCAUCCUCUGUCUUCCAUCUGAUGAACCUGAGAUUCUUGGGUUUUAUACUUGGGGAUCAAUCAGGAGAUAGUAUUUGUUUUUGAUGCACACGGAGAUUGUGAUUUGUCUGGAGUAUUAUGGGUUGCAUCUUCUCAAAAAGAAAUACAGAAGAAGAAGAAGAAGAAGUUAAUGUUAAACCUCAAGAAACAUCCUCAGUUCAAUUGAUUGCGCCUACAACCUCCCAGAAAGAUGACUUUUCACAUAAAUCCGUGAACGGAAGCUCAUCGCAUAAAGCAUCUGGUCGGGGCAGCGGAUUGAUUGUUCCUAUAGACGAUAGUGAUGGUAAAACGGUGAUUGUGGAGAGACCCACGAGGUCCCACCGGAGAUGUUCAACAGCAGAUGUUGGAACAGGUGGAGGAUUUCAAUUGUUUCAGCAGCCCCCGAGUAAUGUUAUCUCAAGUAGCCCCGAGUCUGAGCUCACUGCAGCUGGAUGGCCUUCUUGGUUAACCUCUGUUGCAGGUGAAGCCAUCAAGGGUUGGGUUCCUCGUCCGGCCGAAUCCUUUGAGAAGUUGGAAAAAAUUGGACAAGGGACUUAUAGUACCGUGUACAGAGCUCGUGAUCUUGAGACCGGUAAAAUGGUAGCCAUGAAGAAGGUUAGAUUCGUAAAUAUGGAUCCUGAGAGUGUGAGAUUCAUGGCUAGGGAAAUCAACAUCUUGCGGAAACUUGACCAUCCAAACGUUAUGAAGCUCGAGUGUCUUGUGACCUCAAAACUCUCUGGAAGCUUGUACCUUGUGUUCGAGUACAUGGAGCAUGAUCUUUCUGGUCUCGCUCUUAGACCCGGUGUCAAAUUCACAGAACCUCAGAUCAAAUGUUACAUGAAACAGCUGCUUAGCGGUCUUGAACAUUGCCACAGCCGAGGAAUCCUCCACCGCGACAUUAAGGGUUCAAAUCUCUUGGUGAACAAUGAUGGAGUCCUCAAGAUUGGAGAUUUUGGUCUGGCGAGUUUCUAUCAUCCAGAUCAAGAUGAACCCCUGACGAGCCGUGUAGUCACCUUGUGGUACAGGGCCCCUGAGCUUCUUCUUGGAGCUACAGAGUAUGGAGCCGGCAUAGAUUUGUGGAGUGUUGGUUGCAUUCUAACAGAACUUUUCUUAGGGAAACCAAUCAUGCCCGGAAGAACAGAGGUGGAGCAAAUGCAUAAGAUCUUCAAGUUGUGUGGUUCACCAUCCGAUGAUUACUGGCUGAAGACAAAGCUACCACUUGCGACAAGUUUCAAACCACAACAACCUUACAAACGUGUCCUUCUGGAGACGUUCAAGAGUUUGCCAUCUUCUGCUCUAGCUCUUGUUGACAAGCUUCUAUCCUUAGAACCAGAGAAGCGAGGCUCAACUUCAUCAACGCUAAACAGCAAGUUCUUCACAACCGAACCACUCCCUUGCGACGUAUCAAUUUUGCCCAAGUAUCCUCCAAGCAAGGAACUUGAUGCAAAGGUCCGUGAUGAAGAAGCAAGAAGGAAACGUGCCCAAACUGUGAAGGGACGUGAAGCUGAAUUGGUGAGAAAAGCUUCGAGAGAUUUUAAUCCUGAGGAAGCCAGUAGAACAGGGUCGAGAGGAGAGACGGGAAGAGGCGAUAGAGAUAAAGGAUUUUCUCAUACCAAUUCAAUGAUUCACCCAAGUAUAACAGCAACAUGGAGUAAAAACGAAAGCUCUAGGCACAAUGUAGUAGAGCUGAAAGCUACCCGAUCUAGCAAUGUGCCAGUCACAGCAAGAUACUUGUCUCCUUCAUAUAAAGAUGAUGCAGCCAUUGAACCCACGACGACAUACAGACGCAAGAAGAACAGAAUGCACUGUUCUGGUCCAUUGAUGCCUCCAGGUGGAAACAUUGAGGACAUUCUGAAAGAGCAUGAGAGGCAAAUCCAAGAGGCUGUAAGGAAAUCGCGGCUUGAGAAAUCUGCAACAAAGAAAAAUCACAAAACAGGUUCAUAAAUAGAAGACAUGAGUGAAGCUUUCGUAACACCAAAAACAUCACCUGAACUGGAAGAAGGAAGUCUGACCAUGGCUGUCGGGCUCUGCUACUCGGUUUUAUGCUGCAUUAGCGACGGUUCUUCAACAUCUUUUAGCAGGCCGUUGCCGCCACAGCUAUGCUUGUGCUACUAAG